Messenger RNA from Hyaloscypha bicolor E, 231 nucleotides. RefSeq lists its product as uncharacterized. The record is from RefSeq and is a predicted model, not a curated record. The transcript has 3 exons. NCBI's taxonomy places the organism in Eukaryota, Fungi, Ascomycota, Leotiomycetes, Helotiales, Hyaloscyphaceae. Bases 1 to 231 code for a protein of 76 amino acids.
AUGCAGCCAAGUAUCGCCCUCAGAAUGUUCCAGCCGACGAAGCGGAUGAUGGCUGACUCCGCAGCUCACACUAUCUCGCAACGACUACGAACUCUCAAGAGAAUUCCCCCGGAGUUGAUUCCCCUCGGAAUCGUGGUGGGAAUUGCUGUCGGAUUUGCCGGGUACUCAAUGGCCCGCAAGUUGGUGGUUGACAAGCAGAUCCGUCUUUCUCGUCAAAACAGAAAGGACUAG